Molecule: messenger RNA, 2748 nt
Organism: Thelazia callipaeda (thelaziosis nematode)
Lineage: Eukaryota; Metazoa; Nematoda; Chromadorea; Rhabditida; Thelaziidae
Source: the annotation of a GenBank genome assembly
AUGCUUAACGUAGAAACUGAUGCUGAUGGCGUAAUUACAAACGCACGAGCAUUGAGUACAAAUUUUCGUUUAAAAAAUAAUUUUCGUCCUGAUAUUUUCGAUCAGUUUUCAGAAAAAUUUAUUGAAAAUAUGAAUGCGAGACGUUUAAUGAUUGAGAAUACCUUAAAUGUAAAUCUUAAUUGGUGGUCUUACCGAGAAUUUAUUGAUUCCGUCAUUAUGGGAUUGCGCAGAGUGCACUGCUUAUUAUUUGCAUCUGCAGCGAUUCUGUUGUUCGCUUGCUUAAUUGCAAGUUUUGGGGUUAAUGGAUAUCAGAGUAAGCCAAUUUUGGGAUCAGUUAUUGGGCUAAUUUUGCUCGUUUCUUGCCUUGCUGGUUUCUUCGUUCAACUUACCGGUGUAGGUUAUGUCAAUGCUAUCGUUUUUCCCGUUUUUUUCAUUCUGAUUGGUAUUGGCUUAUUAGCGUUAUUUACGUUAGAAAACACGUGGUCAAAGUAUUCAAACGUAGCAUGUGAUCCAACUGAAAAGCUAUCUUUGAUUCUAAGUUGGGAUGCUCCGUGUACUGCUGUUACUGCACUUAUUAUUAUUAUUUCUUUCGCCUUAAUUGGUUCAACGACAAAAAGUCCAUAUUUGCAAUAUCUGUCAUUUGUGUUAUCAGCAGGCGUUGCAGUUUUACUUAUUUUUGCUCUACUCUUUUUUUCCGUGUUUUUAUACGUGACAGGUCGACGUGAAACUAAAGGAGUUAAAUGGUAUCAAUGCUUUCGCUCUGGUGACACGCAUUUCGCACCCCAAACAUUUAAUGAAUUCACUGAUGCCAAUAUUGAAAUACUUCAUGAAAAGCUAAUAGAUUCUAAGCCAUCAUUUUCAAGAGCAAUUGCCACUGCAAUGUCCAUUUCAUACCUUAGAUGUCCAGUUGCUUUUGUCUUUGCUAUUUAUUUAGUUCUUGCUUUUUGGGGCUGCAAAGAUGUUCGAAUAGACCUGAAAGAAGAAUAUUUCUUACCUGAGGACAGUCAACCACAAGUAUUUAUGCAAAACUAUCGUCGAGAAUUCGGUCGUUAUGAAGAAUAUCUCGAGUUGGUUUUCGAUGAACCUAUCGACUAUUUUGAUCCACAACGAAAAGAAGAUAUUCUGUCGAUUAUAGAAUGGCCAGUUCAAAAUCAGCUGGCUACACGAUCAGUAAGUUGGCUGAAAGAUUUUAGUCGAUUUGAAAGCUCAACCAUUUAUGAUAUAAAUCCGGACACAUUCGUACCAAUUAUUGGUAUUGUAUUUUUGACCGCUGAAAACUACAAAAAAUAUCAAAAUGAUAUAAUUUUUGACAAAUUUCAAACGCGUAUCAUUGCUUCAAGAAUGUACGUGGAGCUCAGUCCCAAAGGUGUUGAAGAAAGGCUUUUACUUAUUGAUGGCUUAUUGAGUAAAGCUCGAUCCGUUGGUUUAUCAUUAAUUGUGAAAACGCCAUUUGCAUUCUCAAUUCAGCAUGAUCUACAAGUGAUGUCUACAGUAAUUAUAGCAUUUAGUUUACUUCUCUGUUGUGUUUGUACCUUAUCGUUGUUUCUUUUUGGAAUACCAUCCCUAACAGUACUAGUACUUUUAUCAAAUUUGUCAGUUAUUAUCGGAGUGGUCGGAUUUGCCACUUACUGGACGGUUCCAAUUAAUAUUAUUACUUUGUCCUUAGCUUUGGCAGGUAAUGCUCUCACAACUACUAUUGUUUCAUAUUUCUGCUAUAACUUUGCAACUGCUGGAAAAAUGCAGAAAACUGGUGAACAGCGUUCAUGCUUGUUACCUAUCACACUGGCAUGUUUUGUGCCAAUUUUGACUUAUAUACCGUUGUUACUGUCAGGAUUACCAGCAGUUAUGCAUAUUUUUAAAAUAUUGACGCUUACUUCGCUCAUUACUUAUAUUCAUUACUUAUUUUUCCUUCCCAAUGUUAUGAUAUUUCUAACUGAACAAAUUCCAUCAUUUUGUGCAUCACUGCAAGAUAUUUGCGAUGAAUGUUGUUGUUAUUGUUUUGAUAUUGAAGAGGAUUCUGGCAGUAUUUAUUACAUUCCAACUGCGAGUCGCAAUGGUUCACAGCAACUGAAUGGUUUAACGAGACGAUAUUCAUAUGCACUUACGAUGCCACCAACUACUACACGUGGCAUGUUACUACCUACUGCUACAGCAGGUUAUAUUCCGGUAGCUGCUACUACCGUCGCACCCAUUUUGGUACCUGACGUACUUCCAUACCAAUCUAAUCAUAUUACUACCAUUGAAAACUGUCAGUCGUAUAAAAAUCGAAGACGUGAAAAUGGUAAUGAGAAAUCUGUUAGUUCGCCGUCAUCGCCACGUUUAACUUUACUUAGCCGUGAAACAACAAGAAGUGAACGAAGACGAAAAACCACGGAGGAUUCAUCAAAUGGUGGAGAAUCAAUUUAUGAAGAACCACCUUCUCCGUCAUUAAAUGUAACAGAAUCGCCAGCACAGUCCAGACGAUGUGAAGGACGAAAAGCAGAAAGACGGCAAUCACAUUCAUCCAUUUCACGAUUUAAUUUACGAGGAGAUGAACGGACAGAACGUGAACCCGUAAUGGAACUUCGCUCAAACUGGAAGCAGUACCUUAUCAAUGGAGAUUUACGACAAACUACUCCAAGUAAUACUUCAAAUAAUACAAAGUCAAUUUCGACUUCAUCUUCUUGCGUUGCGCAGCCUAUGCUCUAUUACUCAACGCCUGUAUACCGGACUCAACCAUCACGUUAUUCCCGAGAUAAGAAAUUUUAA